AUGUUCGCCUAUCACAGUAAACGUAGUUUAGUCUUAUCACUGAUUAGUCUUGGAUUCAUUAUUGCCACCCAAACAUCCGCACUGCUCUCGGAUGGAAAGCCAACCGCAAUGUCUUGGCAACAAUUAUUCGAUGUAAAUGCACACGGUAUGACCAAGCUCGGCUCUGACACGCAGGCACUAUCUACUAUGAAAACCAAUCCACAUCUUUCAGCCACCAGACAGGCCAGCAUUCAAGUUCUUCAUAACUACUUUACCCAUGGCGACAACAAGGCCAUUACUAUACUUGAUGUAGGCGUGACUAAAAUACGUGAGGAUCUUAGCAAGCACCAAGCCACCCCACCAGCUUUACUGUCCGAGUGUAGCCAUGUCAACUUAGUCUUUUGGCGCGAAGAACCAAACGUGUCCGCUUCUUCACCUCUGGACAAUGUACUCCAAACUGUGCCCGAACUUGAAGAAGUUCUUUACUGGGUCUAUCUCUACUUCCCCCUGGCCAUUCAAAUCAUACUGACCAAUGUGAAUCCAAGUCAAAGCAUCGCCCAGGUUUACCUCAAACCAGCUAGUCCUCUCGUUCCCCGCCUACCUAACUCAUCACUAGCCGCAGCGGUCGAGUACAAGAUAACUGCACUGACUGCCCGACAGGCACUGUGUUUUACUGGCGGAGCACUAAUGAAACCCAAACUAACAAUUACUCUUGAUCGCAUCAACCCCACCAACUCAGCUUAG
This is a messenger RNA of Nematocida homosporus, 723 nucleotides long. RefSeq lists its product as uncharacterized. The record is from RefSeq and is a predicted model, not a curated record. The transcript has a single exon. Lineage: Eukaryota; Fungi; Microsporidia. Bases 1 to 723 code for a protein of 240 amino acids.